GUCAGGAGAAAGAAGACCUACAGAGGCACACGCUACUACACCCACUCCAUCCCGCCGGUGUCCCGUACCGCCCAGACGAACGGGUGCCCGAGGCCGAGCUCCACGGCCUGCUUCGCGUCUGCCCGCGAGAUGCUCCCGAAGCUGACGUACACGACGGAGCCUCGCGGCUUGCCGUCAAGCCACCGGCGGCACUCGCCGGGGUCGAUGGCGGACGCCCGCAGCCCUCUCGCUGCCAGCGUCGUGCGGCUCUGGUGGUAGGUCGACACCUGCCCGACGGUCCAGACCUUCAUCCUCCGGGCCGCGGCGUAGUUGAGUGGGAACUCGGCGAGCCGGACCGCCAGGCGGAAUCGACGGUCGGGCGCACCAGCGCGGCCGUGGACGGGGGCCCGACGAUGGUGCAGCCCGUGCCGUGGGUGGCGAGCAGCAGUGCGGUGUUGACGGCCCUCCCGGCAGCCAAGAACUCGGCGAAGCAGAGGGAGCCCGCGGCGUCGCUCGAGCGGCGGCUGGGCCUCGGCGGGAUGGGCCGCCGCGGCCUCCUCGCCCCUGCCGAUGCCGACACCGGCCUGCCCGCGCCGCCGAUGCCGGGGCUCAUGCGCUUGCGCUGCGCCGUGCAGCACUACGAGUGGGGCCGCGGCGGCGUCGGCUCCCUCGUCGCGCGCCUCGCCGCCGGGGACGCCGCCGACGAGGACAGCCCGUGCGCCGAGCUGUGGAUGGGCACGCACCCGUCCGCGCCGUCCUCGCUCGCGCCCGACGUGUCGCUGCGGGACUGGAUCGCGCACAACCCCGCCGCGCUCGGCCGCGCCGUCGCCGCGCGCUGGGGCGGCGACCUCCCGUUCCUCUUCAAGGUCUGUCGCGCCGCCCCGACGAUCGGGGGCGCCGGCACCGGCGCGGGCAGGGGCCGCACGCGGUUCGUCUUCGCGAGCGCGGGCUGCCAUGCUGGCGGCGGCGGCAUGGACGAGGCCGCCAUCGCCGCGCUGCCGCGGAGGGAGGUGGCCGCGGGGGACCCGCCCACAGACUGCGCUGUCUGCACAGAGGAUAGAGGAGACCCGGGUUAAACCCAUUUGAGAUGGGGCGGG
Molecule: messenger RNA, 1076 nt
Organism: Panicum virgatum (switchgrass)
Lineage: Eukaryota; Viridiplantae; Streptophyta; Magnoliopsida; Poales; Poaceae
Exons: 1
Coding region: 393-1055 (220 amino acids)
Biological process (GO): GDP-mannose biosynthetic process
Cellular component (GO): cytosol
Molecular function (GO): zinc ion binding; mannose-6-phosphate isomerase activity
Source: RefSeq, a predicted model, not a curated record